Messenger RNA from Brugia malayi, 618 nucleotides. RefSeq lists its product as uncharacterized. The transcript has 5 exons. NCBI's taxonomy places the organism in Eukaryota, Metazoa, Nematoda, Chromadorea, Rhabditida, Onchocercidae. Bases 1 to 618 code for a protein of 205 amino acids. Gene Ontology annotation, cellular component: nucleus. The record is from RefSeq and is a predicted model, not a curated record.
AUGGGUUCUAACUUUCAUUGUGAAAAUGAAGCAGUUAAUUUUGAGCGAAAAAACGAGGGGAUGCGUUAUACAAUCAACUCUCACAUUGAUCUCCAAAAGGUAAUAGUACUGAAUGAAGCAGUUGAAGGUUCUGGCGCAAAGAUUUUCAAGAAAUGGGAGGAUCGAUUGGACAGGACCAUUUAUGUAGCAAGCGACCUUGAUGAAGAGCUGUUGUUUAAUGUACCAUUCAAAGGACAUGUGAAAAUAACUGGUCUUGUGCUGUCUGGCGACUUGGAUGGUACUCAUCCAUCAUACAUACGUCUUUACAAAGAUCGACCAUCAAUGUCAUUUGAAGCAACGACUUUAGAGUCUGAUCAAGAAUUUCCACUGAAGCAGGACAUGAAUGCACAAAUAGAUUAUCCCAUAAAAGCCUCAAAAUUCUCAAAUAUAACGCAUCUCAGCUUACAUUUCCCAACUAAUUUUGGCGAAAGCAAAACUCGGAUUUACUAUAUUGGUUUGCGUGGCGAGUAUAUUACGGACAUAAGGCAACAGAUAUGCAUUACAACAUAUGAGGCUAGACCACUACUUGAAGAUCAUAAAGGGAAGAUUCCAGAUGUCAUAAAGAGGAGCGUUAUGUGA